UCCGAAGACGACAAAACAUGAAUUUAUUUUGAAUUUAAAGAUUUUUUCCUGGCAAUUUGAAAAUUGGAAUUUUGAACCAGAAAAAAUGAAGAUGCUCUCAUUUGACAGAGGAAAAUUCCUUGUUUUGAUCACCAUCAUAUUGAUAUGGACGGCUAGUGGUUCGUUUGGUCGCCGACAACAAUCAUCAUCACCACCAAUGAAUUUAACACCGAUAAUAUUGGUUCCAGGCGAUGGUGGUAGUCAAUUGGAAGCUAAAUUAAAUAAAUCAAAUGUACCACAUUAUUUUUGUGAUCGUCAAACAAUGGAUUAUUUUAGUGUAUGGUUAAAUUUAGAAUUGCUAGUACCAUUCAUUAUUGAUUGUUGGGUUGAUAAUAUGAAAUUAAUUUAUAAUAAUCAAACACGUACAACACAUGAUAAUGAUGGUGUACAUAUACGUGUACCUGGUUUUGGUAAUACAACCACUGUUGAAUAUGUUGAUCCAAGUCGUUUACCAAUAUCUGGUUAUUUUGGUCAAAUGGUUGAACAUUUAGUUAUGGAAUUUGGUUAUGAACGUGGCCAAAAUAUUCGUGGUGCACCAUAUGAUUUUCGUAAAGCACCAAAUGAACUUCAAGAUUAUUUAAAAUCAGUAAAAAAAUUAAUCGAACAAACAUAUCAACAAAAUGAUGAACGUCGUGUUAUGAUUGUUUGUCAUUCAAUGGGUUGUUUAGUUAUGCUGAAAUUCCUGAAUGAUCAAUCACAAAAAUGGAAAGAUCAUUAUGUACAAUCAUUCGUUACAUUAGGUGGACCAUGGGGUGGUUCAGUAAAAUCAAUAAAAGCAUUUAUAUCGGGUGAUAAUUUUGGUGUUAUUGUUGCACCAUCAUUAACCAUACGUGAUGAUGAACGUACAUUUCCAAGUUUAGCAUAUCUGUUACCGAAUGAUAAUGUUUUUCAAACAGAUCGUAUUCUGGUUGAAACUAAACAAAAAGGAAAUUAUUCCAUUAGAAAUUAUCAAAAAUUAUUUCGUGAUAUUAAUUAUAAUGUUGGUUAUAAUAUGUGGAUUGAUGUUAAAAAUAUUACCUAUGAUUUAAUUGCACCAGGUGUUGAAGUUUAUUGUAUUCAUGGUAUUGGUCAUGAUACAAUUAAUAAAUUGAUUUAUGAAAAAAAUCAAUUUCCCGAUCAACAACCUGACCGAAUUGAAUAUGGUAAUGGUGAUGGAACGGUGAAUGAAGAAAGUUUAAGUGCCUGUAAACGUUGGCGCCAACAGCAAAAACAACCCGUACAUUAUCUACCAAUUCAUGAUAUGGAUCAUAUGCGUUUGUUAAGUGAUCAAAAAAUUCUAGCAAAUUUCCAUAAAGCAUUCAAAAAAAUGAAAUUUCUAAUCGUAAUUUCGUUGAUGGCCAUUAUCGGUACCAUUAUGGCCGAACCAGUUGAUGAAAAACCGAAAUUGAAUAUGCAACAAGUUGAACAAUUAUUGGAACAAAUUGAAAAAGAUGAACAACGAUUAUCACCGAAACCAAAUGCUGCCAAAAAUGAUGAAACUGUUACAGUUGCAUUGCAACAAUUGUUCACACAAUUUCGUCAGCUUACCGGUGCUUAUGUUGAUGUAUUAAAUGCUGUUAACAAACAAUUGGGUCUACCUAAAUAUCCUAAAUUACCUGGUAUAGCACAACGUACUGGUCGUGGUAUUCGUGAUACAGCACCAUUCAAACAAUUGAUUGAAAAUGUUGAACAAUUAGGUACAACUAUAUCAGAAGUUGGUGAAUUAGUUACACGUACUGUAUCGACAAUUGGUGAUGAUUCACGUAAAACUGUCCUAAGACAAUUUCAACAAUUUGCUGAUUUAUGGUCAAAUCAAUUGAAUGAAAUUUCCCGAAUGUUUGAACCAUCAGUUAUGAUGACAUUUAACGAAUUACAAGGACGUGAAGAAUCAAAUUUUAUUGAUGAAAUACAACGUCAAGUACAACAAUUAGCUAGAGAUAUUCAACGUUAUGUUGAUAGUUUUGUUGCUGAUAUUCGUAAUCGUGUUUCCGGUGUGCGUAAUCAAAUUUUCCCAAACGGUGAACGUAGACCAACCACAAUCAAUCAACAACAAUAAUAAUAACCAAA
Molecule: messenger RNA, 2085 nt
Organism: Dermatophagoides pteronyssinus (European house dust mite)
Lineage: Eukaryota; Metazoa; Arthropoda; Arachnida; Sarcoptiformes; Pyroglyphidae
Product: lysosomal phospholipase A and acyltransferase-like
Biological process (GO): lipid metabolic process
Source: RefSeq, a predicted model, not a curated record